AUGACUCGGAUCGGCAGCUUCACUGCAAUGUAUGAGGAUGGACUGCCAGAAGUUCGCCGAAAGAACGAGAAGCUCCGAGCCUUUAUGAAGACUCUUGCCUGGCCUAGGCUGUCAUGCUUUGACGUGAAAGGCAGUGUUUAUGACUUGCCCCUGGACGCUGCAAGCGUCAGGUCCACUGAAUCGAUCGAUGCACGUGCGGGUUCCAAAUUGCAGUACUUGGCCGGUUUUUUUGACGGAGAUGGUAGCAUUUCUUGCUUGGGGUCAUUGUCCGGGUGCUUCUUGGAGGUGUCGCAGUCCUUCGACAAGGCUGAGGUUCUCAUGCUGCUACGUGAAACAUUCGGGGGAAGCAUCGGGCGCGGGCGCAACGGCCUGGGCCUGCACAAACCUGUCUUGCGGAGGGCGGCCUCGCUCGUGGCCACAUACAGCAUCACCAAACGGAAACAGCUUUUACUGGCGGCCGAAUGGCCAGAAACACUGCCCCACAGAGAGCGCUGCAAAGCCGAGCUGAAAGUGCUGAAGGAAUACGAUUCAGCAGUCGCAAGGCCGUGCAGUUGGGAGUACUGUGCCGGCUUCUUUGAUGCCGAGGGCCACAUCGCGCAGCCAAAAGCAGGGUCCUCCCUGUCUCUGCGCAUGGAUCAGAAACACCCCACAGUGUUGAAUUGUCUCCGUGAUUUUUUGGCUGAGAGUAUCGGCGUAGAUGCUACUGUGAGCUGGUCCAGGCGUAUGCCGUGCCUGCGUCGGUUGUUGGUUACCAACUUGCUCGAUUGCAAGCAGGUGCUUCAGUGCAUGUUGCAAGCUGGACUGCUGUGCAAAGCGAAGCCGGCAGAGCUGGCUUUGGGUCUGACGCCGGAGAACGCGUUGCAAGUCAAUGCGGAAUUGGCUUGCCUCACUGGGAACCAAAUGUAUGGAAAGAGCUUAGAUGCUUCCGGUAGGCACAGGGCGAAAACGAUAGCCGCCCUGCGGGAACAAACCAGAAAGAUGGUCAGAUGCCAAGAGCUUCACAUGGCCGAAGCGAUACUGAGAAAGCUGGAGGCAUUACAGUCUGAGCACGCGCUGCUCAAGGCGCUGAAGGAAAAUGCGCAGUUGCUCGACUACUGUCGUGGUAUUGAAUAUUUGCACGACAUUUGUUGGGAAGGUCCGCACGACUUGUGUGCACAUUAUGUGAACAUGGAUUGCGGUGCGAAAAGUCAGCAGCACCUGAAUACAGAGGAAGCUGUAGAACAGCAGGGAGAAGGACAGGAAAAACAUACGUCUCGGAAGCGUACGGCCAUCCUAUAA
Messenger RNA from Symbiodinium sp. CCMP2592, 1278 nucleotides. Lineage: Eukaryota; Dinophyceae; Suessiales; Symbiodiniaceae. The record is from the annotation of a GenBank genome assembly.